AUGAGAAGGAAGAAUGUCCGAAGUGUCUGGAGCCGUUUUACCGCACAUGGAAAGUGUUUGGAUGAAGUACGUUUAGUUUUCGAUGAUCAACAAGAACUGUAUGUUUCACAAAACUUUCUUAUACUAUCUUCACCAGUUUUUGAGGCCAUGUUUAAAAAUGAUUUCAAAGAAAAGCAGCAAUCAGCAGUUUUGUUGAAAGAGAAGAGCUAUACAGACUUUCAUGAAUUUUUGAUGUGUAUUCAUCCAGGGACAUUAAAGCCAGUUACAGAAGCCAAUGUACUGCGCAUUGUACCUAUAGCGGAGGAAUAUCAAGUUGACUCAAUCAUCCAAAGUUGCAAAUCGGUUAUGAAAAACUGGCUCGAGAAAGAAUAUGUAUCUGCUAAAAGCAAAACUGGCAUUUAUAUAUAUCAUAUCAUAAAACCAACACGACAAUGUUUAAGUAUUCUCACGACGUCUUUGGCACGGAAUUACAUAUCACUUGUAGACAACGCUGUGGACAUUAUCGCCAAAAUGCCGCAUAGAAUAUAUUAUGGUUCGUAUAAACCUGACACGCUUUGUACCGACUAUCAUUCAAAUACACAAGAAAUAAACGGAAAAAAAAUCACUUACCGUAAAAUAAUUCGUGAAUGUAAAACAGUAUUCCAGACCCUUCCUGCUGAGCUUAGAUGUACAAUAUUAAGCAAAAGACUGGCACUGGAUACAGACAAUGUCGUCCAGUAACCACCUGAAAUAAGUGAUCCGGCAAGAAAAAAACUUUAUAUGAGACAGUGCUAGAUUUUAUUUAUAGGUGUUAUU
Messenger RNA from Ruditapes philippinarum (Manila clam), 795 nucleotides. RefSeq lists its product as uncharacterized. Lineage: Eukaryota; Metazoa; Mollusca; Bivalvia; Venerida; Veneridae. The transcript is spliced from 2 exons. The record is from RefSeq and is a predicted model, not a curated record. Gene Ontology annotation, molecular function: protein binding. The coding region runs from base 1 to 720 and encodes 239 amino acids.